Messenger RNA from Purpureocillium lilacinum, 1791 nucleotides. RefSeq lists its product as uncharacterized. The record is from RefSeq and is a predicted model, not a curated record. Lineage: Eukaryota; Fungi; Ascomycota; Sordariomycetes; Hypocreales; Ophiocordycipitaceae.
AUGUUCCCGCUUCGUCCCACCGACGACUCCAACGUCCGCCCCCUGACCGAUGAGGAUCACCACCAGCUCCUUCGCCUCGUUCAGCGAUAUGGCAUCCCCAGUCUCCUGUGCGCCCUGACCGGCUCGCCCGAUUCAUCCGGUGCCUCGACCUUUUCGGCGAGCACACUCAUCAGCAGCAUAAGCGCUCCGUCGCUUGCGUGGACCAACUCGGACGCCUCCCAGUGCCGCUCUGACGAUGCCUCCAUCAACACCCAGUGCACCUGGCCAGAGCUCGCCCAGGACAUGCCGUCCCUGCACCAGCCGGAACCGACCAAGAUCAUGGAGCGCUCCUGGCUCGACUCUCCCGGCCCGGUCCCCUCGCCGCUGCCCCCGAGUGACGUGACCUCGCACCCGUCCCCGCAACUCAUCGCGCCCACGUCCAAAAAGUACCAGUGCCCCAUGUGCUUCCUCGACAGCAGCCCCGUCGGCUUCGGCCGCAAGAGCGACUUCAAGAAGCAUCUCCACAACUUCCACGGCUCCGACGUCGUCUGGAUCUGCCGCACCAAGGGCUGCCACCUCUCCUUCUCCACCGAGCGCGCCUACAGCACCCAUGCCAAGGACGCCCAUCGGAUGAAGGCCCUGCCCAACAGCUCCGCCCGGACCGAGCUGUGCACCCAGGUCGUCUUCGCGUGCGGCUUCGCCUCGUGCAAGGACCGCCUCUUUGAGGCUCAGACCGCCGACGACUCCUCGGCGACGCGCGACAAGCACUUUGAGCACAUCGCCAAGCACUUUGAGGAAGGCUUCGACGUCCGUCUGUGGGAAUACAGGGUCCAGGUACAGAACCUGAUGCGCCAGCCCCAGGUCAAACACACGUGGAAGACGGGCAUCUGGCCAAAGGAGAAGCGCCAGCAGCUCUCCUGGCGGCCACGGUCAUCGGGCGACCUGAAGCGCAUGCUCGAGUGCCGGCACCUGGGCAACGACAUCUCCACCCUGGUUCGCCUGGCCUACAUCUUGGGCACCGCACCGUUCACGUCGGCCGCCACGCCUCCGCCUAGCGAGAUUGAUGCGUACUUCCAGCUGCCCUACCGAAGCCUGUGUCUUAUCGACUCUCCGGGCCAUUGCCUGACGACCCCGAGCCCCAAGCCGGAAGACGACGGUUCCUCCAUAUUGACGUUCCCCAAGCGCCGCUCGAGCCGCUCGAGCCUGACACAGUCCAUGUUCCGCCUGCCGAGCCGCCAAGGAAAGCGAUCAUCGCGACCGCCAACGCCGGCGAGCGUCGUGGGAGGCGGCGUUACAAGCGCACCCAGCACGACACCACCGGCGCAAGGCGUCAACGGCGUCAGCGUGAGCGGCGACGACACGAUCAUGGCAGAUGACCCGACGGCCGGGCCACACCCCGGCACGCCGUAUCCGAUCCCCAACGAGACGGUGUGGCCCGUCGACGCGCCCAAGUUCGCGCCGGAUUCUGGGCUUCUGCUCCCCAAGCAGGAGCACACGCCUCCACCCGUCGACAACCCGCACCUCAUGUACGCCAUGCAGAUGGAGCAAGACCCGCACCAGUCGUGGUGCCCCAUGCCGGUGCAGUACGACCCGUACGGCGCCCCGGUCGGCAUGCCGCACGGGCUCUACGACUACACAAUGAACUCGAGCGAGGUGUCGACGGUGCGGCCAGCCACGCCGGUGCCACACAAGCGGCCCGGCUCCUGGGGUCGCGUCGUGAGCAUGGAGAGCAUGCGGUCGGCCAAAAAGUCGGUCCCGCACGAUGUCGCACCGUGCCCCCCGGAGAUGAUGCCGACCAUGCUGGGCAUGUAG